CCACCCCCCCCCAAACAGCCGCUUGCCGCACCUGCAUCCUUCCAAGGCUGUCAGCGUCGCCGCAUCAACCACCAUCACGGACCCUGCUGGAGGCCCUCUAUGGGUUUAUCAUCUGUAUCCACGUCAUCCAGGUUAUAUAGCGUCCAAACACCCCCGGGAGCGCGUUCCCCUCACCUACCACCGGCCCAUGGUGGUGCGGGAGUUGCGCCCUCAAAAUGGCCGCCUUUGUGCGAGUGUCGGGCCCCCCGAACGGCAACUUUUUGAUCGGAUAUCCUGGCAUAUCCGCGACUAUGCCACGCAUUGAAGGCAAAGUCGAGAUUAGACCAAGCGUCGGUAUCACAGCACCCGUCAACGUAUCCCUCGUUACCGUGUCGCUGCACCGUCGAGAAACAAUACAUCCUUCGGCGGACUCAGUCACAAAAAAGCGCCUCGCUCCUCCGAGGAAAGAAAUCACGGAUAUUGUCGGCAAAGAAAUGCUCCUGUUCCGCUGUCCAGCCGGUCGAGAAUACGAGGAGGUCAUAUCAAUGGACUUGCCGUUUGUUCUGUUCAUUCCGUUUGGACGAGGUGGAGCAGACGCAUCCCGACGAGUCCCUCCCGCCAGCUUGCAGCUUCCCAGUCGAACCGCGGAGACUUUCUAUGAAAUCGUGGUAAUGGUUCAACAAGGACACUCGGACCAGAGAAAGUACUCAUUUCCGGUUCCAAUUGCUCGGUACGAUACGCUCUCUACAUUUGGGAUGUAUAAUCGUCCAGAGUCUGCGGAGCAGGUAUCAGAUCACUUGGUCACCUUGGGUAUAUCUUUACCGCGGUGGUCCUACGGCCCACUCGACCCCGUCAGCGUUUACGUGAAACUGUCUCCCAACCCGGACUGGAUAAGCAAAGCGAGGAAAGUUACUAUAACCAAAAUCACCAUUGGAAUCGACGAAGAGAUUAUAUUCAAUCAUGAGGGCGAUGAGCCCCAGCGCAAAGUCAAAACAUUGACGAAACGAACGGAGCCUAUUGGGGUUAAGAUGCCGCCAACAGGCUUCUUGACGAAUAUGGGUCUAGUAUUCCCCGCGAAGGAUUUACGCGAUUCGGAGGGGAUUCUGCCUCGCGGUAAACCGGGAUUUCCAACAUAUGCUGUAAGCGGUUUCACCACUACGGCUAGCCUCUACAAGAUUGAAUAUUACCUUACGGUCAAGGCCCACCUCGCAUCUGCAAGAGAUAUUAUGAUUAGACAACCGAUUGUCGUUUGUCCUCUAGACCACGCAGGCUGCAAAGAAGAAAUGGAGGCCAUCGAACAAUCGGCUCGAGAAGCCGCCAAUAUUAAUCCCGAUAAUCCCAUGCUCCCUCUCCCCUCAAUAGUUCGCCCAACCGAUCCUAAUGCCCUUCGCCAUCUCGGAGUAGCCAUUGUUGGCAGUCAAAAGAAGCCCCUUAUUGACUGAGACAGUCAAGAGCUAGGCAAUAGACGCCUUUCGGGAUAUCACUUUCCCCCAGCUCCUUCACAGCCCGAGGCCCAGAGAAGGAGGUCUCUUCAUUCAAUCACACAAGGGGAUAUACACCAAACCAUUUCCCUAGAGCGUGAUACCUCACUCCCCAAAUCACCAGCGGCCGAAUCGUCAACCCGCGCCAACUGACCUACAUUUUGACUUGAUGUAGGUUCCUGCCAAGGCAGACCCCAAAUUAUGUCUUACGAAUGCAUAGGUUCCGGAGUUUUAUUUUGCUGCAUGAUUAUCUUUUUCUUUGUUCCCUACAAUAGCCUUUGUAUUUAGUGCUUUUCGCUUUUUUCGCAGCGGAUUGGGAAACAGGGUGGGGGUGUCUAGGCUGGAAAUUUUGGUUGCUGCCAGGAGGAGCCAAAGGAUUAUUUAUUCCCGUUUAUUUGAACUCUUCUCCUUCUCAAUCUGAUUCCCUAGCUAAUAUGUUCAAUACACUAUAAACUUUACC
Messenger RNA from Aspergillus ochraceoroseus IBT 24754, 1920 nucleotides. RefSeq names its product arrestin C-terminal domain-containing protein. Gene Ontology annotation, biological process: division septum assembly. The record is from RefSeq and is a predicted model, not a curated record. The transcript has 3 exons. Lineage: Eukaryota; Fungi; Ascomycota; Eurotiomycetes; Eurotiales; Aspergillaceae. Gene Ontology annotation, cellular component: division septum. The coding region runs from base 216 to 1421 and encodes 401 amino acids.